Messenger RNA from Paramisgurnus dabryanus, 2433 nucleotides. It is a transcript of the gene mmp23bb, whose product is annotated as matrix metallopeptidase 23bb. Gene Ontology annotation, biological process: extracellular matrix organization; proteolysis; collagen catabolic process. Lineage: Eukaryota; Metazoa; Chordata; Actinopteri; Cypriniformes; Cobitidae. Gene Ontology annotation, molecular function: zinc ion binding; metalloendopeptidase activity. The record is from RefSeq and is a predicted model, not a curated record. Gene Ontology annotation, cellular component: extracellular matrix.
UUUGUCUACUGGAUAUGCGCACAGGUUUGGAUGCGUUUGGCUCGUGGGAGAUACUUAAGUUUCUUACUGAAGAAUAUACUGUAUAUGGACGAGUAAAUACGACUCAAGCACACAGUGAGAUGUGAUCUGGUCGGUCUCGUAAUUGUCAGUGUGGAAAGUUUUUUGAGUGUUUUGUGUGGCGAAGAUGCGCGGGGUUUGUGCGCUGUUGCUGAUGGUGCUGCUGGAGAAAACCGUACCUCUGCCUGCGCGGACUAAACAAACGGUGGCGAGCAUCCAGUCAUUUAAGCCAUGUGCUCAGGUACCUGCACAUGUGGACAGGAGGUCUCAUGAAGGUCUGGCUCGGUUCAGGCGCUAUGCCAUCAACCCACUGGGAUACAAAUGGGACCAUUUUAACAUCACCUACAAGAUCACAAAGUUCCCCAGCACGCUGAAUAAAGAAGAUACGCGCAAAGCCAUCACUAUUGCCUUUACAAAGUGGAGUGAUGUUUCCCCUCUCACUUUCACUGAAGUCAGAAAUCUCAACAGAAGUGCUGACAUCACAAUAGGGUUCUACACAUACAAUCAUACAGAUUGUUGGUGGUCUCCACUGCAUCCAUGUUUUGAUGGACUGAAUGGUGAGUUGGCCCACGCCUUCCUGCCUCCACGUGGAGAGAUCCACUUUGACAACCAUGAAUUCUGGAUUUUGGGCAAAUCCCGCUUCAGCUGGAAACAAGGAGUAUGGCUGAAUGACCUGGUUCAGGUCGCUGCUCAUGAGAUCGGUCAUGCUUUAGGUCUCUGGCAUUCACAGGACCCUAAUGCUCUAAUGCACCCAAAUGCAACUUACACGGGUCAACGAAACAUCGCCCAAGAUGAUAUCUGGGGCAUCCAGCGCCUUUACGGGUGCAUGGAUAAGAAGCGCGUGUGUGAUCCCUGGGCACGGCUUGGUUUUUGUGAGAGGAGGCGGAGUUUCAUGAAGAAAAAUUGCCCGAAGCGCUGCGACCUAUGUUAUGAGCCUCUGGAUGCAGUAUCCACCCCGACCCCGCCCCCUGACAACGUGAAGAUCAAAAUUGUACCCCGUGGAAAAGUUGUGGGCUUUCGCUGUGGGACAAAAAAUACCAGAGUUCCUCCAAAAGUCAGCUGGUACAAGGAUGGCGAGCAGCUCCUGACAUCUAUUCCUGGAUAUAUUGUAAUCAAGGAUCGGGACCUGCGGCUGGUGGCCAACGAAUUCAACGAGGGCACCUACACCUGUCGCAUCCAUCGCCGCGGUAACAUUGUCUCUGCAAACUCUUGGGCAAUCCGUUUGAAGCCAGAGAAAUCAUCAAACAACAGCUGAUGAUGUGAGAUUGAAUUUAUUGAGCACCGGCUCUACCUCUAGGGCACUCGGAUCUGCUCUCCUGACCUCUGCUGCAGGGCAGACAUCUCUGUGUGGACUUCAGAUCCAUUGUGCGCUUCAAAGACAUAUGUGGGCGUAUCAAUCUCUGAUAAUAGAGGUCAAACACACAAAACCAUGUCUAGGUCAAAUAUAUUCAGGACGAUUACAACAAAUAUAUAUUCUUGGUGCGGCAAUUCAACGUUUGUCAUUUUACUACCUUUGUAAUUAUUCUUCUCAAUUGGAUCCCUGCUAUUAAAGCAACACCAAAAUGUUUUUUUUUACCUUAAAAUAACGUUUCCAAAAGUUUCAGCCGUUCAUCCACUAGAAACAGGGUGAACGGCACUUUCACAUCCGCUUGGCAGCCCUCUAUCGGCCAAAACCGCACUAAAGAAGUUUCCAAUUGUUGGGUCGCGGUCCUGUAGUUACAAAAACUUGCUUUACGGCAGACCUACAAUCCAAUCUGAGCCGGAUUUGCUGCUUUAGGCUAAAUUAUUUACGACAGUGGUAAUGGACAAUUACGCUUCCAACCUGUAGGGGGAGCAAAGAGCAAAAACUCUUUAGUGUUGCUUUAAAAGUGCAUUACACAAAAAAACUAAACACAGAAAACUGUGAUUAAAAAAAUCUAAUUAAGUGUAAAGCCCAUGCAACGUUAAUGUAAUGUCACUAUAACUAACGCAUAAUAAUAAUAAUACAUUUAUAAGACGUUUUGGGGUCAUAGUACACAAAAUCUUAAAGGGUUAAUUCAUCUCCACCAUUAAAAUAGACAUACCAGGCAUUUGUAAUAUAAAUGAAAAGAGGCUUUAUUUCAGCCUAAAAGUGCUUGGAAACAGCCAUUAGAUUACAUUGACCUAUAAAGUGGCAACAACAUAACGUUACUCUUAUGAACCAUAGAAACAAGCAUGGUCAUAUUAAUAAAGAUAAAGGAUAAUGAUAAACAUUUUUAACAUUUACAAAGCAGCGUUUGUAUUAUCUAUUCACAAAUACCCGACCUUAAUUUCUCCCGCACCUCAUCUUUCAUCUUCAUCAUCCUCUUUUAUUUCUUCGUUUAUUUAUUUUUUUGUUGUGGUUGGCAGCGGGAGCUG